AUGCCUUCCACCGAGAAGACGACUCUCCAUACAGAUGCAGAGUACGACCGAGAUGCUUCCUUUGUUGACUCUGACCCAGGAAGUGAUAGCGAUGCCGGGGGCAUUCGAGCAAGUGAUGAAGAGGUCCUGAAUGAGACAGAAGAACAAGAGAGAUUGUUGCGGAAGCCUGGUCGAUUCGAUGCCGUGCGGGAUGUGUUCGAAAAGAGUGAGCGACGGGAGAAUAGGAGGAGGCGACGGUCUCGGAACAGUGGCAACCAGGUUCGAGACGAGGAUGGUCAAAUCAUGUUUGAGAUGGAGAAUGGCUUCAAGGACAACAGCUCUGUGAGCUCUUUUGAUCUAAUCGCGGACCAGGACGAAUCCAGAGGCAGUCAGCCACGACGCGGCAAAAUGUUGUUGGUACACUUGUUCAUUGUCGCGCUCUUCGUGGCUUUGGCCUAUGGCGCGUGGAAGGCAUCCAAGAGGCCGAAUGCACAGUCUCAUCUAAGGACCUACUGGAACGGCACUCACAGCUUCAAGCCUACCACAAUUCUGGUCUCCCUGGACGGCUUCCGUGCUGACUUUCUCAACCGCGGUCUCACGCCAGCACUCAGCGCCUUCAUCGCGUCCGGCGUCUCUCCUCGAUAUAUGCUGCCUUCUUUUCCAUCGGUCACGUUCCCGAACCACUUCACUUUGGUGACUGGGCUUUACCCCGAGAGCCAUGGCAUUGUUAGCAACCAAUUUUGGGAUCCGGAACUACAGGAAGAAUUCCACUACACCAACACCAAGAUCUCAAUGCAGCCCAAGUGGUGGGAUGCUGAGCCUCUGUGGGUCACCGCCGAAAAGCAAGGUGCACGUACAGCCAUUCACAUGUGGCCAGGCUCCGAAGCUCAUAUUCCUGACCGCGAACCCACUUACAUUGACAAGUACAAUGGGUCUGAGGCACUACCUCGAAAGGUCGACAGUCUUAUGCGUUGGUUGGACAUGCCUGGAGAUGACGAUGAAGGCGAAGGCGAGAAGAGACCUCAGCUUAUGCUGGCAUACGUUCCCAAUGUGGAUGCAGACGGUCACAGAUACGGCCCCAACAGCACCGAGAUUCGAGCGACUAUUGCCGAUGUUGACAGUAUGUUGACCAUGGUUGUCGAGGGCUUGGUGCAGCGCAACCUAACCGAGAUUGUGAAUUUGGUGGUUGUGUCAGAUCACGGCAUGGCGACGACUUCGGUGAAUCGCGUUAUCCAACUCGACGAUCUCAUCGACAUGUCUCUUGUCGACCAUAUGGAUGGAUGGCCUUUGCGUGGAUUGCGACUUAAGAAUCCCGAGCGAGAUGUUCCGAUCUUAUAUGAGCAGCUCCUUGUUGCUUCGAAGAAGACGGAUUCAUUUGAGGUGUACACGUUGGAUACGAUGCCAGAACGGUAUCAUUUCUCGAAGAACGAUCGGAUCGCACCAUUGUGGAUUGUGCCGAAGACGGGAUGGGCGGUACUCGAAAGGGACGAUUUCGACGUGGCCAAAGCUAUCGCGGCAGGUGAAACCUACAACCCAAAGGGUCUCCAUGGCUAUGACCAUGAACAUCCGUUGAUGCGAGCAAUCUUCGUUGCAAGAGGACCGGCUUUCCCACACCCGGCUAACAGCAGAGUUGCAACGUUCCAGAAUACCGAAGUCUACAACAUUAUUUGCGAGAGCAUUGGCGUGAAGCCGGUAUCUAACAAUGGCACGCUACACCUACCAUUGAAGACUGAAGGUCUACACAGCGAUACCGGUGCACCGCAGCUCGAGACACCCCAAGAUGAAGAGGAAGCCGAUGAGAAUGCGAACACCAUAGAGCCUCCCGGAACCGAAACGGCGGCAGAUGCCGGAAGUGGCAUUCCUGAAGAUGCUGCCGAUCAAGCCUCGAGUGAGAAAUCAGGGAAGAAAUCUUGGUGGAGCUUCCUCCAUGAUGGGCUUGAGAAGGCUAGAGAAUGGGCGAAGCAGUUCGCUGAAGCCAUCAAGGCAAAUCAUCCGAACGAGAAGAUGGAUGACAUGGCAGACGCCGACAGUGGCAAGAAUGGCUGA
Cyphellophora europaea CBS 101466 is the source of this 2025-nucleotide messenger RNA. RefSeq lists its product as uncharacterized. Gene Ontology annotation, molecular function: ribonucleoside triphosphate phosphatase activity; nucleoside triphosphate diphosphatase activity. The coding region runs from base 1 to 2025 and encodes 674 amino acids. Gene Ontology annotation, biological process: nucleoside triphosphate metabolic process. NCBI's taxonomy places the organism in Eukaryota, Fungi, Ascomycota, Eurotiomycetes, Chaetothyriales, Cyphellophoraceae. The record is from RefSeq and is a predicted model, not a curated record. The transcript has a single exon.